Messenger RNA from Aricia agestis (brown argus), 5795 nucleotides. RefSeq names its product protein bicaudal D (gene BicD). The transcript has 12 exons. NCBI's taxonomy places the organism in Eukaryota, Metazoa, Arthropoda, Insecta, Lepidoptera, Lycaenidae. The record is from RefSeq and is a predicted model, not a curated record. The coding region runs from base 1128 to 2969 and encodes 613 amino acids. Gene Ontology annotation, biological process: protein localization to organelle; regulation of microtubule cytoskeleton organization; microtubule anchoring at microtubule organizing center. Gene Ontology annotation, cellular component: cytosol; Golgi apparatus. Gene Ontology annotation, molecular function: dynactin binding; cytoskeletal adaptor activity; dynein complex binding.
CCCGCUAAUACGUGGACUUGCUGGCUAGAUAUUCUUCGUUCAUACUAAUCUAGAAAUAUCUCCACACAAGUACACGUUUCCGGGAGCAAUAGCCAGAUUAACGCCAAAUGCCAAGUCAGAAACUAUAGAAAGAGUAUACAAAUUAUGAUGAAUUCACUGGCGUCAGACAAGUUAUGAAGAACACGACGAAAUUUGAAGGUAUCGCUAAAACGAUGGCAGUAAAGACAGAUUGGAUUUUGAGGCCAAAUGUGCUAGGCUCAGUUUAAAGAAGCGCGAACUAUAAAAAUAUACGCCCAAAUGUGCUUUUAGUUCACGGCUCCUACUGAAUGAUGUAAGAAGAUUCUAGAAGAUGAAAUUGGGAUGCAAAUAUGACCAUCUUCAAUGACCAUUGGCAUACCUAUAACGGCAGUAUGACACAUACGGACGAAAAUAUAUUAUGGAAUCAUGACUUUUGCUAUCAUGAGAGCUGAAGCGGCCAAAAGUUCGCUAGACUACCAAGUCUUGAGGCACUUAAACACUUGAAUACCGAAAUAUGAGCCAUAUACAGAGCUAAUCCCGUUUCAGGCUGAGUAAUAGUCUACGCCCCAUAUUAACGAGAGCAAUUGAUAUGACUCACUGUGUGGACCCCGCUAGUCUUUAUCAGUUGGCUUCUGACCUAACACACGGCCUAACAAUCAGUGCAUCGAACUUACACAUACUGGGUGGAUGGAUCUCAAUAGAGGAAAAGUCUUCUUAGUCGAGGAAAAAGCGUAAGCAAGGAACACGUCAAAAAUAUCCACUUACGCGUCGCCUCCUGACCUAAAUUAAAACAAACCAGGAAUACGAGGAAUCUACAUGUAAAAUAGACCCGUAUUUAUCAGUUGCUUCUUGACCUGACUGAAGAUGUAAGCAAGAAACGGCGCGUUGGAAGAUCUGGAAAAAUCUGAACUUGUUAGAAUCAGUGCUCCCUAAACUCGUGUUUUUUAUCAGUGCUUCAAUAUAGAGGAGAGUUAGUGCCUAAAUUAUGAAACAGUGCCCAAAAAUCAGCCUUCAAAGCUGAAAGCUGAAUUAUGAACAUAACUGUGUAAAAGUGCAGCAAAAAACUUCCACUUACCUUGAUGUGUGAAUGCUGUGUGUGAAAAAGGAAGAUGGGGGAUACAGAGUUACGUCACGAGCUCGAGCGCGUCGUGUCGGAGCGGGACCGUCUACUGGCCGAGAGUUCGGAACUCGGCGCUGAUAAGGCCACGCGUGAAUCUGAACGCGCAGCCCUACGGGGGCAGCUGAGGGACGCGCGCCAGAGGGAGCAGCGCCUACUGCUGGAUAUCGGAGACCUCGAGGACGAGAACAUCUCGCUCCAGAAGCAGGUGUCCGCGCUUAGAUCGUCUCAGGUCGAAUUCGAAGGUCUAAAACAUGAAGUGCGGCAACUGCGCGAGGAGGCGGAGAACGCGCGCGCAGCCGCUGACGAGACGGCGGCGCUGCGGCGUAUCGCUGAAAGGCAGCUUGCCGAAGCCCUUGAAGCGCUGCAGGCGGAGAGAGAGGCCAAGUUCGCAGCGAAGAAGGAACUCGACGCACACCUGAGCAGGGAGGCACAGUUCAACAUCACAAACUUGGCGUACAGCAUACGAGGCCUGCCGGACGAGGCGGGGUCGGAGGAGGGCGAGGCGGGCGGGUCGGGGGCGGAGCUGGGUGGCGACCACCACGCCGACCUGUUCUCCGAGGUCCACCUGCACGAGAUAACGCGCCUGGAGAAGCAGCUGGAGCAGGCGCACGCCGAGAACUCGCAGCUGUCCGCGUCGCUCCGCGCGGCGCAGUCGACGGCGGAGACGGAGGGGGCGGCGGCGAGCGCGCUGCGGGCGGGCGUGCUGCGCGUCGCGUCGCGCGUCCAGGCGCUGCAUGCGCUGCACGGAGAGUCCGGACCAGAGGAGGGUGACAAGUGCGAGGACGUGCCGGCGCGCGCGGCUCGCUGGCUGACGUGGUGGCGCGUAUCGGGCGGUGAACUGGCCGCGCUUUGCACCGCGCUGCAGCAGCUACAGGGUCCGGCGCCGGACGGCUCGCCCGCGCAGCUCCAACGUCACGCGCUGGCGGACCUCAGCGACCGCGUCGCCGACGCCGAGCUGCGCUGCGCCGCGCUGCAGGCCGACGCCGAUCUGCUGCGCGCGCUCGCCGGAGGUGCGGGUCGCGCGUUGGCGUCAGCGGCGCCGGCGCUAACGUCCGCGGCGGAGACGCUCGCUCAGCUGUACCACCACGUGUGCGCCGUCAACGGCACGCAGCCCGAGAGAGUGCUACUCGAACACGCCGGACAGACAGACGCUUCUGGCAACACUCGCGCGGACUCGGAAGCGCUCGCGCUGGCUGCGGGCGAGCUGGAGGGACUCCGAGCGGCGGGGACGGUGGCGCGCUCUGCCGACACGCUGCUCGACCAGCUCACACAUCUACGAGCCGCGUUGGACACAGCGCUCGACUCGCGGCACAGACACCAGCCCGGUACGAUUAUGGAGGCGGAGGAGCGCGGGGCGGAGCUAGCGGAACUCCAGGAACAAGUGAUCAAACUCAAGUCCCUGCUCAGCACCAAGCGCGAACAGAUCGCUACACUACGCACCGUGCUCAAGAGCAACAAGAAUACCGCCGAAGUCGCUCUCGCCAAUCUCAAGUCGAAAUACGAGACGGAGAAAACGAUCGUCACAGAGACGAUGCUCAAACUCAGAAACGAGCUGCGCUUGCUCAAGGAGGACGCGGCUACUUUCUCAAGUCUCCGCGCCAUGUUCGCGGCUCGCUGCGAGGAGUACGUGACGCAGGUUGACGAGCUGACGCAGGCGCUGUCGAGUGCGGAGGAGGAGAAGAAGACCCUCAACCAGCUGCUGCGCCUCGCCGUGCAACAGAAGCUAUCGCUCACGCAGCGUUUGGAGGAACUAGAGGUGGACCGCGAGAUGCGUACGCGGCGUGUGCCCAAGCCGGGUGGUGGGACGCGGUCGCGGGGGCGGGAUUUCUAGCGGCUCGUGCGCGCGCUCAAGGCCGCCGCCGCCGCCCUGCGAGCGCUGCUCUCCCACGCGCCCCCCACGCCGCCGCCCCCCGCACGAUAUUAAAAUGCGUGACGUGCGUGCGUGAUGUGCGUACGUGUACGCAACUUCGAUUACGUGCGGGACGUAACUUGCGUGCGCGAACUGUGGUUGCGUGUGAAAGUGCGUGCGAGUGUACGUGCGCGUCAUCGAGACCACAUCGUUAAUAAUUAGGACUACUUUUUUAUGAUCCUCGAUUUUAGAAGACUAAAUUAUUUAUACCUUUUAUAAUAAACUUUAAUGUUACGAGGGGCGCGGCGGCCGACGGCUUAGUCUAGCGAAUCAAUUCUUAAAGGACCGAAUCGGAGGUGUUCAUAACGAGUAAGUUCGUAUAAUUUCGGGAGUACAGGAAGUUUGCAUGCGUUUUAAUACAAUGAAUUUAUAAAAUGAAUUUGUUAUAGAAAAUUUGUUGACUGAAAUUGUGAUACCCGUAUUGUGUUAGUAUACAAGUUUGUUAAAUUGACCCGAUGGAUUUUCGUUAGCGAUUCGGCUAAGCCGGGGCUCGCCCGGGCGCGGGCGGCGCGGUCCGGAUCGUGCGAACCGUCAAACUGUGCAAUACCGCGCCGCUCGCGCCGCCCACUACUAGGGUUGGUGUAUUUUAAUACGCAGAUGAAUUUUAUCCCGUUAUGCGAUCGCAGCGCGUGCGAUCAGAUUUGAUAUUUAUUGACGAUUCGGGAGGAGACCGUGCAAUGUUAUUUUUUAUUAUAUACAUAAUAUUUUCUAUUUGAAUCCGUCGUGCCGGAUUCGUUAUAUAUGUACAUAUUACCUUAACUCGAUAAUCGAUUAGAACGUCCAAGUAAAAAUUAAAUUUUUCAUCGAUUUCCAUCCAUUGUGUGCGCAAAAAGACUAUGUAAUCUGUUCUCUAGUUGAUAUGUUUGUUGUGUUAUGGCCCUCUGCCGCCUUCGUCCAUCUUGUUCUAGUUGUAUCGUAGUGUUUCCGUUUGUUUUGUUGAGGCGACGUCUGGAGUCGGGACACGCGGGCCGCACUGCAAGUCUCUCAAUACUCAUUAGCUAAUGUAAAGCUUGCGAGCUAUUUGACCUUUCGCGAUAUUGGGACAAAAAUCUCAAUCGAAAUAUUGUUUUAAUAAGAGCAAAUUAACGCCAUCCUUAAGCUCUAUAAACAUUAUAUAAAAUUGGUGUAUACAUUUUGACAUCAAACGCGACUACCAAAUGCAUGCGUUAUUUUGAUCAACAGUCGGCGAAAUUCAAGCACAAAUAUAAAAAAAAAAACAUCUGAUGCGGGCAAAUAGUUGACGGUCACACAAAAUCAAUGACCAAAGUUGACAAUGUUAUAAACAUCGAAAUCGAAUAAAGUAGGUCGCCAAAGUUGUCGACAAUAUAAUAAACUUGUUCGACUAACAAGUCACACAUAAUCGAUGGCCAAAGUCAACGAAAUUAUCGAUUCAAAAAUCGAAUCUACCAUCACAACAUCUUAAGAGUCAAAUAGCAUCGCAGUGCCACGCCCCCUCUAGACGCACGCUCGCACUCUGCCGUCCUGUGGCGCCGCCACACGCGUCCAAAUCUUGUCCACGAGUCGGUCGGUUCCAUAACUAAUAUUCCAUAUCGAUUCCAAUAUCGAUACUACCCCUAUCGAUUCUAUCUCUUUCCCCCUUUAUAAUAGUGUUUCAAAAUAAUCUGGUCUGAAAUUGCUCAAGAUUUGCUCAGGGAUCGACCGACGAUUCUAUUAUUAAGACAAAAUUUACGAAGAUAUUGUUAUUAUUUGUGUUAUUGGAUGUGCUUCCCGUAGCGCGGUCGACAGUCGCAUAGUACAUGUAGGUUAGUUCGGCCGAUAGAGGGCGCUCGGCCCCUAGUAAUUAUUUCUACCGGCGUAGUUUAGGUGUAGGUAAUGUUAACCUUCAUACUUAGAUGUACCGUAGACGUUUAUUUGCGUCGCAGCGCGCUCGACGAGAAGCGCGCGAGUUGUUAGCGCGAGGACCACGCCCUUGCAUUUAUUGUUCGUUAGAAGUUCGGCUAGCUUAACGUUAGAUCAUCCUUCGUACUUAACCAUACCGUAGCGUUAGUGCAUUUUAUUUCGUAGCUUAGCAGCAGACAUCUUUACGUCUAGUCAAUGUCCCGUGAGCCGCAAGUCAAAAUCGAUGGGUUGUAUUAACAUAUCCGUAUUAACUUUGCGUCCAUUCUCGUCCUUACGAGGUUACUUUUACUUUAUUUAAUUUACUCUUGACAUAAUGAAUUAUUCGUCCGAUAUUUAUUGUAAAAUCGCGCCAGAGAAGUGACCACGAGUUAGUCUACACUCUACGAGAUUGCAGGUGUUUAUUUUUCUGGCGGGGUUGUCGGUAUUAUUUCCUGCCAGUAUUUUUGGUUGUCGCCGAUGUCUGCUGCCCUCAGGGUGGUGGUGUAACGAUAGAGCGAUUAACCAAAUAUUUAUUUUAUAUAGUGAAUCACUAGAUCGUUUAUUUUCGCUUAGCGCGUAUAGAAAUUAUUUUAUAUCAUAGAUAAAUCGACUUUAUUUAAUCGAAAGCUAAAUCGCUCGUCGACUCGAUGCAUGAUUGUUCCCACUGUUAUCGAUUAUUUUCGUAGUAUCGAUUGCACAGUUUGAUGGUUCGAGAGGUUUUGUUGAGUAUGGCGAUUACAUGUCUUUGGCGUCGUAUCGAGCUUCGCACUGUGGCCGGCCUGAGCCGGUGACAAGCAGAACCACAUUCGGGAACAUAUCAUGACAGAGUGGAUUUAUUUUCUAAGGCACUCCGUUGUCGCAAUGACUGAAAAUGAUUCAUGUAUGAGAAUAUUAAAUGAUAUAUUUAAA